CUUCCUUCCUACCAUCACUACCUGAGUACCCUCGCAACCUCCGUGGAUUCCUCCUUUUCUGGGACUUCAACUCCCCCAAGUGGUGAGACUGGUCAGAUAUUUGCUGUAGGGCUCGUAUAUCUGCGUCGGAUGUAGUGUUCCCUUCGAAAUGUCAACUCGGCGGACUCAAAAACGACGGAAGACUUCAGCGUCCACAUAUAUUCACCUGCCUUGGCAGAAUCAAUUCAUGAAGGAAGGAGAAGUAUCCUUGCUUUCGAUUUUGGCCGAUUUCAAUGAUUACUUGGACGAAUACGCCCUGCGGACUCCUUCAACUGCAUCUGGCAUCAUGACCGCUACAAACUAUCUCAGACUCUGUUUGCAUCUCCAGCGCACGCCUUCUUCGGGGUUUGAAUUUUUCCUAGAUCCUAGUUUGCAGGAUCGAUAUCUCACUUAUUCUUCCGACGUCGACGUCCUUUUGUACAAAGGAAUCUGUGUUGCAUCACAGGACGAUAUCCUCUAUAUUCUUUCUCAUCCUAUCUCGAAGAAGAGAGAUCCUGCACUUACGCUGCAUGCCAAGAUUCAAAUGGAAUACUUUUUCAUUCCGUAUCAAGUUGUGGCUGAAUAUUUCAGAAGAGUUUCUCGGUCAGGCUGAAAUGUCGGACCGGCGAAGAAAAAAGGGAGGGGUUCGUUCAAAGACUCAGAGAAGUAAAACCACCCUCUUUCUAGCAAUGGCGUAGCUAAGCCUUCUUCCUUUACUACCUUGUCUCUUUCAAACCUUCCUCUUCCAUUUGCAUCUUUGCCUGUCAAUGUUACCGAAUCUCAGUCACCUUCGAAGGACAGUCAUCAAAAUAGAUCUGGGGUGAUCGGAUAUCUACACCAGCCACAGGAUGUAGUUCAGACCAAGUCUCUAGACGGUAAGGUUUCAAACUUGCGUUCCAUGGCAUUUCCAUCCGAAAAAAAUGAUCAAUA
Guyanagaster necrorhizus is the source of this 948-nucleotide messenger RNA. RefSeq lists its product as uncharacterized. The transcript has a single exon. NCBI's taxonomy places the organism in Eukaryota, Fungi, Basidiomycota, Agaricomycetes, Agaricales, Physalacriaceae. The coding region runs from base 149 to 631 and encodes 160 amino acids. The record is from RefSeq and is a predicted model, not a curated record.